Messenger RNA from Gorilla gorilla gorilla (western lowland gorilla), 4801 nucleotides. RefSeq names its product itchy E3 ubiquitin protein ligase (gene ITCH). Bases 378 to 3089 code for a protein of 903 amino acids. The transcript is spliced from 27 exons. Gene Ontology annotation, molecular function: protein binding; ubiquitin protein ligase activity. Gene Ontology annotation, cellular component: cytoplasm. The record is from RefSeq and is a predicted model, not a curated record. Lineage: Eukaryota; Metazoa; Chordata; Mammalia; Primates; Hominidae. Gene Ontology annotation, biological process: protein K63-linked ubiquitination; protein K29-linked ubiquitination; proteasome-mediated ubiquitin-dependent protein catabolic process.
GCUUUAGCUGCUAACUCGCUCUAGUAGCUGUGGUCGGGGCUCGGGACCGGCUGCCAUCUUAGUCUAGGGACUGAGGAGUCGCCGCCGCCCCGAGUCCCGGUACCAUGCAUUUCACAGUGGCCAUGUGGAGACAACGCCUUAACCCAAGGAAGUGACUCAAACUGUGAGAACUUCAGGGUCUUCCUCUGUUGCCCAGGCUGGAGUACAGUUGUGUGAUCAUAGCUCACUGCAGACUUGACCUCCUGGUUGGGGAGUGGUGGUGUGCACCAGUGGUCCCAGCUACUCAGGAGGCUGAAGCAGAAGGAUCCCCCCCCAGCCCGGGAGGCGCUCCAGAACACCCCAGCUUGGGUGACAGAGUUUUCCAACCUAUUGGUGGUAUGUCUGACGGUGGAUCACAACUUGGUUCAAUGGGUAGCCUCACCAUGAAAUCACAGCUUCAGAUCACUGUCAUCUCAGCAAAACUUAAGGAAAAUAAGAAGAAUUGGUUUGGACCAAGUCCUUACGUAGAGGUCACAGUAGAUGGACAGUCAAAGAAGACAGAAAAAUGCAACAACACAAACAGUCCCAAGUGGAAGCAACCCCUUACAGUUAUCGUUACCCCUGUGAGUAAAUUACAUUUUCGUGUGUGGAGUCACCAGACACUGAAAUCUGAUGUUUUGUUGGGAACUGCUGCAUUAGAUAUUUAUGAAACAUUAAAGUCAAAUAAUAUGAAACUUGAAGAAGUAGUUGUGACUUUGCAGCUUGGAGGUGACAAAGAGCCAACAGAGACAAUAGGAGACUUGUCAAUUUGUCUUGAUGGGCUACAGUUAGAGUCUGAAGUUGUUACCAAUGGUGAAACUACAUGUUCAGAAAAUGGGGUUUCGCUCUGUUUGCCCAGGCUGGAGUGCAGUAGUGCGAUCUCGGCUGACUGCAACCUCUGCCUCCCGGGUUUAAGUGAUUCUCCUAUCUCAGCCUCCCGAGUAGCUGGGUUUACAGGUGCUUCUCAGAAUGAUGAUGGCUCCAGAUCCAAGGAUGAAACAAGAGUGAGCACAAAUGGAUCAGAUGACCCUGAAGAUGCAGGAGCUGGUGAAAAUAGGAGAGUCAGUGGGAAUAAUUCUCCAUCACUCUCAAAUGGUGAUUUUAAACCUUCUAGACCUCCAAGACCUUCACGACCACCACCACCCACCCCACGUAGACCAGCAUCUGUCAAUGGUUCACCAUCUGCCACUUCUGAAAGUGAUGGGUCUAGUACAGGCUCUCUGCCGCCGACAAAUACAAAUACAAAUACAUCUGAAGGAGCAACAUCUGGAUUAAUAAUUCCUCUUACUAUAUCUGGAGGCUCAGGCCCUAGGCCAUUAAAUCCUGUAACUCAAGCUCCCUUGCCACCUGGUUGGGAGCAGAGAGUGGACCAGCACGGGCGAGUUUACUAUGUAGAUCAUGUUGAGAAAAGAACAACAUGGGAUAGACCAGAACCUCUACCUCCUGGCUGGGAACGGCGGGUUGACAACAUGGGACGUAUUUAUUAUGUUGACCAUUUCACAAGAACAACGACGUGGCAGAGGCCAACACUGGAAUCCGUCCGGAACUAUGAACAAUGGCAGCUACAGCGUAGUCAGCUUCAAGGAGCAAUGCAGCAGUUUAACCAGAGAUUCAUUUAUGGGAAUCAAGAUUUAUUUGCUACAUCACAAAGUAAAGAAUUUGAUCCUCUUGGUCCAUUGCCACCUGGAUGGGAGAAGAGAACAGACAGCAAUGGCAGAGUAUAUUUCGUCAACCACAACACACGAAUUACACAAUGGGAAGACCCCAGAAGUCAAGGUCAAUUAAAUGAAAAGCCCUUACCUGAAGGUUGGGAAAUGAGAUUCACAGUGGAUGGAAUUCCAUAUUUUGUGGACCACAAUAGAAGAACUACCACCUAUAUAGAUCCCCGCACAGGAAAAUCUGCCCUAGACAAUGGACCUCAGAUAGCCUAUGUUCGGGACUUCAAAGCAAAGGUUCAGUAUUUCCGGUUCUGGUGUCAGCAACUGGCCAUGCCACAGCACAUAAAGAUUACAGUGACAAGAAAAACAUUGUUUGAGGAUUCCUUUCAACAGAUAAUGAGCUUCAGUCCCCAAGAUCUGCGAAGACGUUUGUGGGUGAUUUUUCCAGGAGAAGAAGGUUUAGAUUAUGGAGGUGUAGCAAGAGAAUGGUUCUUUCUUUUGUCACAUGAAGUGUUGAACCCAAUGUAUUGCCUGUUUGAAUAUGCAGGGAAGGAUAACUACUGCUUGCAGAUAAACCCCGCUUCUUACAUCAAUCCAGAUCACCUGAAAUAUUUUCGUUUUAUUGGCAGAUUUAUUGCCAUGGCUCUGUUCCAUGGGAAAUUCAUAGACACGGGUUUUUCUUUACCAUUCUAUAAGCGUAUCUUGAACAAACCAGUUGGACUCAAGGAUUUAGAAUCUAUUGAUCCAGAAUUUUACAAUUCUCUCAUCUGGGUUAAGGAAAACAAUAUUGAGGAAUGUGAUUUGGAAAUGUACUUCUCCGUUGACAAAGAAAUUCUAGGUGAAAUUAAGAGUCAUGAUCUGAAACCUAAUGGUGGCAAUAUUCUUGUAACAGAAGAAAAUAAAGAGGAAUACAUCAGAAUGGUAGCUGAGUGGAGGUUGUCUCGAGGUGUUGAAGAACAGACACAAGCUUUCUUUGAAGGCUUUAAUGAAAUUCUUCCCCAGCAAUAUUUGCAAUACUUUGAUGCAAAGGAAUUAGAGGUCCUUUUAUGUGGAAUGCAAGAGAUUGAUUUGAAUGACUGGCAAAGACAUGCCAUCUACCGUCAUUAUGCGAGGACCAGCAAACAAAUCAUGUGGUUUUGGCAGUUUGUUAAAGAAAUUGAUAAUGAGAAGAGAAUGAGACUUCUACAGUUUGUUACUGGAACCUGCCGAUUGCCAGUAGGAGGAUUUGCUGAUCUCAUGGGGAGCAAUGGACCACAGAAAUUCUGCAUUGAAAAAGUUGGGAAAGAAAAUUGGCUACCCAGAAGUCAUACCUGUUUUAAUCGCCUGGACCUGCCACCAUACAAGAGCUAUGAGCAACUGAAAGAAAAGCUGUUGUUUGCCAUAGAAGAAACAGAAGGAUUUGGACAAGAGUAACUUCUGAGAACUUGCACCAUGAAUGGGCAAGAACUUAUUUGCAAUGUUUGUCCUUUUCUGCCUGUUGCACAUCUUGUAAAAUUGGACAAUGGCUCUUUAGAGAGUUAUCUGAGUGUAAGUAAAUUAAUGUUCUCAUUUAGAUUUAUCUCCCAGUGAUUUCUACUCAGCGUUUCCAGAAAUCAGGUCUGCAAAUGACUAGUCCGAACCUUGCUUAACAUGAGAUUUUAACACAACAAUGAAAUUUGCCUUGUCUUAUUCCACUAGUUUGUUCCUUUAACAACAGUUUUUUAUAUGUGUCAAAAGUCUCACUUGGGAGUAGUGUUUUUUUCUUUUAGAGAUUCUGCAGAUAUGCAGGGAAGUCCUUUGGUAACUGCAAUAUACAAGAUCUUCCUAUUAAGCCUCUUGGUAAGAGGCAUUUGUUAAAAGUGCAAGCUUACUCCUGCUUCUGGGGAUGUGAGCAAAAUUCUGGCUUGUGUUCUCCCUCUCAUUUUAGUCUGACUUAACUAUUGUUUUUCCUUUCUGGCGCAUGAAUCCAUACAUCAUUCCUGGAAGUGAUGCAAGACUCUUGCAUCUCUACAAAGUAGUUUUGUCAAUUUGAAUUCAGGGAAAAGUUGGUCACAGCCUGCAAAUGACUUCAUUUGGAAGUCUGAUUGUUUCAGUUGCCUGACAAAUACUACACUUUACAAACAAUGUUAACACUGUGAUUCCUUCAUUGUUUUAAGAAGUUAACCUAGGGCCGGGCAUGGUGGCUCAUACCUGUAAUCCUAGCACUCUGGGAGGCCGAGGCAGGAGGAUCCCUUCAGCCCAGGAGUUAAAGACCAGCCUGGGCAACAUAGGGAGACCCUGUCUUUUUUUUGGGCAGCGUGGAGGGGGUGAUAAAUAAAUAAAAGGAAAAAAAACUUAGCCUAGAAUUAGAAUUAAUUUAAUUGAAUUCAUCUAAAGAUGUCACUGGUGAUUUUUAUAUGUUCCGCUAUAUAAUUGAUGCUUUAUAGUUUUAUCAUAAUCCAACAACUUCAGUUAUAUUUAAUUAUUGUUAAGGAGUUUAAGACUAGAAAGACUAGAGUGCUUUCUAGUCCAAACAGAGGUCAGUGAAACAGCUUUUGACAUCAGAUUUUCAUUUGAGAGGGAGAGCUGUGGUACUGGCUAAAAAGAAAGGAAGAUAACAUCCAGUAACCACAGGAAUAUAUUCUCUGUGAAUUAAAAGUCUUCAAAGUUAUCAUUUCUCUGACAUAUGUUGGAGUAGUCAUUUCCAUUCUUUACAUUGUCAUGAACUGGAUUGAUAACCCUCAUCUGCAAUAUUCUUUUCACCCCUAAAAUUUUUAACAGGGUUUCCUUUUUUUCUCACGACUAUUUAAGUUUAGAUUGCUCCAUUAUUAACUGAUCAAUGCACUUUGAAGGUCUCUGGAAUUAAUUAUUUUAACUUGGCCUAGCUUCGACUGUCAAGGUGGCUGUUAUAAAUUUGACUUCAUUGGCAGUGGAAUGAAGCCUAAGCCAGCUGAGUCCCUAUCAUACCUGAACCCUGAGGACAGCCUCAUAGCUCAUGUAUCAGGGACUUUUGCCACAUUUCAGAGGCAUAGCAUGAACAAGUAAUAUUAAGCCAAGAAUAAGCAGCAGAACCCUGUUCCAUAUGUAAAAAAGAAAAACAAUUUUUUGUCCCUAAUGUUCUUCCUUUUACAUCCUGGAACAACAAUAAAAACAUUUUUUUAAACUUG